Molecule: messenger RNA, 972 nt
Organism: Onthophagus taurus
Lineage: Eukaryota; Metazoa; Arthropoda; Insecta; Coleoptera; Scarabaeidae
Gene: asrij
Product: OCIA domain-containing protein asrij
Cellular component (GO): endosome
Source: RefSeq, a predicted model, not a curated record
AUUUUUUUAGAACUCCCAAUCCUGUCAAAAUACCGACUAACCUAUAAAUGAUCUAUCUGUGCGUUUGAAAUAAACUAAAUUUUAAAUGAAUCCAGGAAAUUACAACAACGACGAUGAAGCCCGCAAAUUGCCACCGGGUCAACAACAAAGAACCAUGGCCCAGUAUAAAUUUAGUCCAGAAGAAAUGCGUGUAAUGCGAGAAUGCAAUAAAGAGAGUUUUUGGCAAAGAUGUUUACCUCUCGGAUCAGCUUUAGGCGUUGCUGCUUAUUUAGGAGUUCAGUCAGGUUAUUUAAAAAGGCAUCCAAGAUUUGGCCCAGCUCCAAAAGUGGUAGUAUCAGUAAUUGUUGGUUAUUUCGUUGGAAAAUUUUCUUAUCAAUCCAAAUGCGCGGCAAAACUCAUGCAAUUACCUAACAGUCAAAUAGGUGAGAUGUUAAGACAAAGAAGAAGAGGUAAUUUUCAAGAAACAAUUGAUUCUGGUUUUGGUCCUGGAAUGUCUUUAGCUCCAUUUAGUACCCCCACUGAAACUUACACAGAUGUGCCCCCAUCAAACAGCUUGGAUAUUGACACCACCAGACCACAAUAUGAUGGUUUGGAUGAUAAUUUUAGACCUUCUCUCGAUAGUAAUCCUAUUUACGAAGAAGAAAUGCCUCCAGAAACAAAAUAUAGUACUUCUUAUGAUGAAUUACGAAAGAGAAAUCGAGAUGAAUACCAAAAUGUUAGAACUGGUGGUUAUAACAGAAUACAAGAUCAAAGAUCGCAGCAAUCAUCUGCCCAAGUUCUUGCGAAAGAUAUGCAACCAGCAGAGACCCCACAGCAAACAAUUAGAACUAAUAAAUAUGGAGAUACAUUAAUUUAAAAAAAAAAUCAAUGGUGUUGUUGUAAAAGAAGGAUUUUUUUUAGUUGUGUAAAUAAAUGCACAUGUUAGAAAGGAUAUAUAUACUCUUUAUUAAUUGAUUAAAGAUAUCUCCCAUA